UCUGUCUCUCAGCCGUGAACACUUCUGUCUGUCUCUGCAGAUGAAGCCCGCGGGUCUGAAGUCAGUGCGUCGGCCGUCUGAUCUGGAGGAGCAGCGCAGGAAGAAGACAGACAGUGAGGAGAAACUCCCUGACAAAAACCGCGUUCACUCCUUUAUCCUGGACUUGGAGCUGGGAACAGAGGAACGCCGCAAAAACAUUCGGAAAGACUCGCUUUCCAAAGAAAAGGAGCGCAAGGAGAAAGAGCGUGGCGUCCCUGACGAACGACUCAAGUCCAAACUCAAGACGGAGAGCAAGAAGAGCGGAGACGCUGCAGCCGACGAGAAAGACGGAGGGACUGCAAAAGGAGCAGCUGAUGAGAAGAAGGGGUCAAAGGUCAAGCCAGACAGGAAGAGUUCCGUGUCUUCCCGAGAAAGCAAGACGAGUGUGUCUGAAGCUGCAGAUGAAGGGAACCUGAAGAAAGGAAGGUCGGCUAUGAAUGAGAAGGAGAAACCGAAGGGCGACUCGAAGCUGCUCCGGCGUCUGGACUCCACCGGCUCCUCAGAGGAGAGGUCAGAGGUCGAGACGGGUUCAGAGCUCAGCCGGAAGAAAGACAAGCAGCCUAAAGAGAUUCUCAAGAGGUCAAAGAGUCACCCAGAGGCUAAACCAGGAGAGAAGCCCAAGGUGCGGACGGAUAGGAAGGAUUCCUCUGUGGACAAGACUCAUCCGCAGAAAUCCGGCUCGGAAACCGAGAGCGACGUCCGAAAGGCAGAGACGGGGCCAAAGGUCAAAUCCCUAACAGAGAAGCACAAGUCUAAACCCCAGAAUCCCACUGCGGGCAAAUCAGAGAAAAAAACGGAAGCCAAGAGUAAACCAGGAACCGCAGAACAGAAGAAAGAGGACAAGAAAACCUCAGAGGAGAAAACGAAGGAUGCAAAGGUCGCGAAGAAAACAGCCGAGAAGAAGGUGGAGAAAGAUUCCGAGAGCAAGUCUGGAGGGACGGAGAGCCCCGGCACCGGAGAACCAGUGGAUCAGACGCAUCCAGUGUUGACUGCACCAGAACCCCCCACCGUCUCCAGUUCCACACCUCUACCAGACGACCCUUACGCCGCUCUGAGCGACGUCACUCCCGAACCCGAGGACGAGGACGCGGUGCUCAAAGAGCCCCGCCCACUGACUGCAGAAGCCGACGCCCUCUUGAGCCUGAUGGAUGUCCACACCUCCGCCUCAGAGCUCGCUGUCCAGAGAGAAACGGAGGCUGAUAUGAAGAUGAAGGAAGCGGCACUUGCGCUGCUCUCCAUGGAUCCGGAUAUCGCGCGCUCCUCGGAUCUCAUCUCGGAUUCUCAGGUCGCUAUGGAGACACUCCCUGCAGGCACUGAGGACACAGGAAGUGGGUUAGAAUACUCCGAAAUUGAGUCAGCUGUGAUCGCUACAUCUGCCGCCGCAGCAGAGCCCAUGGAGACGGAUGCUCUCGGGAUACAGGAAGUGACAUCAGAGGCUGGUGAUGAGCAGACAGAUGAAAGAGACACACAAAUGCUUACAGCAGAUGCAGCCGAGCCCACCCAGACUCUCACUGCGGACGCAGCUGAAGGUACACAGACGACCACUGCAGACGCAACGGAGUCCACCCAGUCUCUCAUUGCAGAUGCAGACGAGUCCACGCAGACCCUUACUGCAGACGCAGCUGAAUCCACGUUCACCACAGAUGCAGCUGAGCUGGCAGACAUGGCAGAGUCCAUGCAAACACACACUGCAGACACAGCUGAGUCCGUGGAGACCUUCACUGCUGAGACAGGACAGACCCUCCAUGCAGACAUGGCUGUGUCACCUGCUCAGACCCUCACUGAAGAUGCAGCUGGAUCCACGCCAGAGGUUACAGCAGACACAGCUGAGCCUGCGCAGACCCUCACUGCAGACACAGCUGAGCCUGCGCAGACCCUCACUGCAGACACAAAAGAGACAGACACUGAUGAGCCUGCGCAGACCCUCACCGCAGACACAAAAGAGACAGACACAGCUGAGCCUGCGCAGACACUCACUGCAGACACAAAAGAGACAGACACUGAUGAGCCUGUGCAGACCGUUACUGCAGACACAGCUGAGCCUGCGCAGACACUCACCACAGACACAGCUGAGCCUGCGCAGACAGUCACCACAGACACAGCUGAGCCUGCGCAGACACUCACUGCAGACACAAAAGAGACAGACACUGAUGAGCCUGUGCAGACCAUCACCACAGAUAUAAAGGAGGCAGAUACAGCUGAGUCUGCGCAGACACUCACUGCAGAUGCAGCUGAGCCUGAGAUAGACUCUACAGAGCCAGGCGCUGCAUCUGUCUCAGACGAGCAGGAGCAGAAGUCAUCAGACGCCUCUGAGACGGUGGAGCAGACGGAGAGCGGCACGCGGAGAAGACGAUCAUCGGCUCAGAGGACAGCUAAUCAAACCAGCACCAAUGCUGAAAAAGAGCAAACAUCUUCUAAAGAGUGUGUGAUGUGUCAGUGUGAGGAUGAAGAGGAGGAGAGAUCGAGCAGGACUCCACGCAGAGGAAGAUCCUCCAGAGCGUCUGAUGCUCCUCAGAGAGAAACACGCUCUGCUUCACAACCCAAGGAGGCGGAGCCAGCCGUGGAGGAGGAGCCAAAAGAGCAGGGCCGCAGAAGUCGCCGCUCCGCAGCCCAGACCAGAGACGCUCCUGCAGUGAAACCUGCACUGAAAAGGAAGAGAUCAGACGAUCUUCCUGCUUCUGCUCCAGACUCGACAGCGGAGGUGAAGGAAGAACCAGAACAAUCUGCCAAACAGAGAAAAGAUGAAGCGAGUCCAUCUGAAGAUCAGGAGAUGAUCAAAGCGAGUGAUGAAGAGGAGGAGAGGAAGGACGAGGAAGAUGUGACCGAGGACCGGCAGCAGAAACCGACCCGCCGCGGACGACCCUCCAAAGCAUCCUCUGCAACAGAUGACUCUGAUACAGGAGCAUCAGAGAAAAGAGACGGAGAAAAAGAGGAUGAUGAGGAAGAGACCCAAAGCAGAGCGACGACUCGCGCCGCGUCCCGUCUGGAGGCAGAGAAGAAUAAACCCAGCAAACCGUCCACUCGAGCUCUCAGUAAACUCAGCGGGAAAGAGGAGAACUCCCCGAACACACGAUCGGUGAGGGGACGCAAGCGUGACACGAGUCCUGCUCUUCCUCGCACACGCGGAGCACAGAAAUCUGACGAGACGCCUUCAAAAAGAGCCAAACGAUGAAGUGUUAUCUGCUCCUGUUCAUCGUUAGUAGUAGUUAAAAGCUCAGAGAGUGUGGGGAAAUGAAUCUGAAUCAGAGCAGCCGAGAAUCAACAUGAUUCAGUUCUGCAGACGAAUCAAGAGACUGAUGAAGAAGAGCUGCUGUGUGGAAAUAACUCAUUCAGUUCAUCAACGCAGCUUUACACCACUCUCUGUGUGUGUGUGAGUGUGUGUCUGUGAGUGUGUGUAUGUGAGUGUAUGUGUGUCUGUGAGUGUUUG
This is a messenger RNA of Cyprinus carpio (common carp), 3466 nucleotides long. RefSeq names its product biorientation of chromosomes in cell division 1-like 1 (gene bod1l1). The transcript has 17 exons. Bases 41 to 3211 code for a protein of 1056 amino acids. NCBI's taxonomy places the organism in Eukaryota, Metazoa, Chordata, Actinopteri, Cypriniformes, Cyprinidae. The record is from RefSeq and is a predicted model, not a curated record.